This is a messenger RNA of Camelina sativa (false flax), 1152 nucleotides long. RefSeq names its product F-box/kelch-repeat protein At3g04660-like. NCBI's taxonomy places the organism in Eukaryota, Viridiplantae, Streptophyta, Magnoliopsida, Brassicales, Brassicaceae. The record is from RefSeq and is a predicted model, not a curated record. Gene Ontology annotation, molecular function: protein binding.
AUGGAAAAUGUUAAGAGGGUGAAGGGCUCAUCAUCUUAUCUUCCUCGAGAUCUGAUCCAAAAGAUUCUUGUGAAGUUGCCGGCUAAAUCCGUACCAAAGCUCAUCGUCGUCUCGAAGCUAUGGUCUUCUAUCAUCCGCAGCAAAAGUUUCAUCGAUCAGUACCUGGAACGAUCGUUACCUCGUCCGCGUUCUCUCUUUUCAUUCGAACGUAACAGCAUCCUGUUCUUCCACUCAAUCUCUCAAUCUCAGGAGGAGGCAGAGGCAGCAGCACCGUAUUCUUGCACUACUACAUCAAGCUUCUCUGUCAGACUUGAUCCGCCGCUCUUGUCAGAAGGUUACUACAUUACUCCGCCGGUGCGCGGCUUGGUCUGCGUUCAAGAUUUGGAUAAGGUGGUGAUUACGAAUCCUAGCACGGGCCAGUUCUUUGUUUUACCAAAAGUCAGAACUGAGAGAAGACGAAUAUCAAGAUUUUUCGGGUACGAUCCGAUCGGAGAUGAGUACAAAGUCUUGUGCAUGACGGCGUUACGAGUUACUCUCGGUACUAAACCCGUUAUGAGCGAGGAGCAUCAAGUUUUCACUUUAGGUGGGGAAGCUGCAUGGAGAAUGAUCAAAUGUAAGGUUCCACAUUGUCCUGUAACCAGAGGGCUAUGGAUGACGAACGGGGUGAUUUAUUACGGAGCUUGGUCCACCAGUGAGAAAGAGAAACGAGUAUCUCUAGUUGUUUGCUUUGACGUGAGAUCGGAAGAGUUUACUUUUGUUAAACUACCCGACGGUGUCCAAGUUCUUGAUAGUGAUUCUGCGUUGGUCAACUACGAGGGGAAGGUGGCUUUAUUGAAUUACGCACAUAAUGGUAACUUUGAUAUGCGGGUUUUGGAAGAUGUCGUCAAACAAGAAUGGUCAAAGAUCUCUAUCGUGGUUCCUUCUUGGGAUGAUUUAGUUAGAACAUGCUUUUUGUAUUGCAGAGGUGUCAUUAGUUCCGGCGAAUUCAUAUUCUCAACAGACUUCUAUUCGGAUGGCCGGUUCUUUAUUGUCAGUUAUGAUCCCAAGAAAGACGUCGCCAGAACUAAAAGAUUGGAGAUUGAAGGACUUGGAGAUAACUUGCAUUAUGGGGUAGUUUUAUUGGAUUAUGCAGAGUGUCCUAUAUUUCUCUAA